Brassica rapa (field mustard) is the source of this 1597-nucleotide messenger RNA. Its product is annotated as protein phosphatase 2C 37. Gene Ontology annotation, molecular function: cation binding; protein serine/threonine phosphatase activity. NCBI's taxonomy places the organism in Eukaryota, Viridiplantae, Streptophyta, Magnoliopsida, Brassicales, Brassicaceae. Gene Ontology annotation, biological process: protein dephosphorylation. The record is from RefSeq and is a predicted model, not a curated record.
AAACAAACCUUUUCCUUUUUUCUUAACGCUCAAUAUCUCUCUCUCUAUUUCUUCUCUUCAUCUCAGUGAUUGUAUCUGAGAAUUGUUUUGAUCUGUAAUUGAAGUUGUUACUGAGAUCAAAUGGCUGGGAUUUGCUGUGGUGUUGUUGGGGAGAGUGAACCGACGGUUACGGUUGAUUCCUCUACUCGAGCUUCUCUGAGACGGAGGUUAGAUCUACUCCCUUCGAUCAAAAUCGUGGCUCCUCCGCUUGAGAGCUCCCGUAAGCGGCAGAAACGUGAGACACCGUCACCGGCGUCUGGAAAUCAAGAUCUGGAAUCGAAUGUACGUAGUGAUAGGAAGGCGCGAUCAUCACCGGUUAAGAAUUCAAAUUCGAUUCCGAGCUCCGCGACGGAAGCAGAGAGCUCUUUCGUCUCCGAUGCGCCUAAGAUCGGAACGACGUCGGUUUGCGGAAGGAGAAGAGACAUGGAAGACGCCGUCUCGGUUCACCACUCGCUGAUCCACAAAAACUCCGAGAAUCUCCACUUCUACGGCGUGUUCGACGGCCACGGCUGCUCUCACGUCGCGGAGAAGUGCAGGGAGCGGUUGCAUGAGAUUGUCAAACGGGACGUCGAGGCUAUGGCCGCCGGAGGAGAGGACGAGUGGAAGGAGACGAUGGCGAAGAGCUUCCAGAAGAUGGAUCGAGAAGUUAGCCAGCGAGACUCUAAUAACGGUGCAGCGAGUCGGAACAGCGUGAAGAGCUCGUGCAGAUGCGAAUUGCAGUCUCCUCAGUGCGACGCCGUCGGAUCCACCGCCGUCGUGUCCGUAGUCACGCCGGAGAAGAUCGUCGUCUCUAACUGCGGCGACUCUCGUGCCGUGCUUUGCCGUAACGGAGUAGCCAUCCCUCUCUCUUCAGAUCAUAAGCCGGAUCGACCUGAUGAAUUGAUUCGGAUCCAACAAGCGGGCGGGCGGGUUAUCUACUGGGAUGGAGCUCGGGUUCUAGGAGUUCUCGCCAUGUCGAGAGCUAUUGGUGAUAACUAUUUAAAACCGUAUGUGAUUCCGGAUCCGGAGGUAACCGUAACGGAUCGAACAGACGACGACGAGUGCUUGAUCCUUGCGAGUGAUGGACUCUGGGACGUUGUGACGAACGAGACUGCGUGCGGCGUUGCUCGCAUGUGCCUUCAAGGUGCUGCUGCUGCCGAUGGUGGAGACUCCGAUACGGUGCACAACGCGUGUUCGGACGCUUCGUUGCUUCUGACGAAGCUGGCUCUGGCGAGACAGAGCUCCGAUAACGUUAGUGUCGUGGUGGUUGACUUGAGGAAAAGGAGGAGUAAUAAUCAAGUGUCUUGAUUUAGUGAUUUAAUUAGUAGUAGUAUUAGAUUAGAUAAAUUGUUACAUACCUAAUUGUAAUUUUUGUUGAUUUUUAUUAUUUUUCUAUUUUAGUUUUAUCUUGUUUUAAGUUUUUUUUUAAACAGCUCUUAAUUCAAGCUGAGGAAGGAAAGGAGCUGAUUAAAAAGUUGCGUAUUUCUUUUAUUUUCCAUAUUUUUUUUAGGCAUUAUUAUCAUAUACGUGUAUUUCUCUUUUUCUAAUCAAUUAGAGAUGUAAACAAGUAUUACGUUAA